AUGAGUCUCACCGCUAAGGACAAGGACACAGUCAAGGCCUUCUGGGCCAAAAUUUCUGGGAUGGCGGACGACAUCGGGACCGGUGCUCUAUCCAGGAUGCUGGUGGUCUACCCGCAGACCAAGACUUACUUCUCUCACUGGAAGGACCUGAGCCCCGGCUCUGCUAAUGUGAAGAAGCACGGAAAGACCGUGAUGGGUGGAGUUGCUGAUGCCGUGGCCAAAAUCGAUGAUCUGGCAUCAGGACUUCUCAGCCUAAGUGGGCUGCACGCCUUCACUCUACGAGUGGAUCCUGCUAACUUCAAGAUUCUCUCUCACUGUCUCCUUGUGGUCAUCUCCAUGAUGUUUCCUGAGGACUUCACCCCUGAGGUCCACAUGGCUAUGGACAAGUUCCUGGCUGCCCUGGCCCGCGCCCUCUCUGAGAAAUACAGAUGAAAUGUCUGC
This is a messenger RNA of Cololabis saira (Pacific saury), 441 nucleotides long. Its product is annotated as hemoglobin subunit alpha-1-like. Gene Ontology annotation, biological process: oxygen transport; hydrogen peroxide catabolic process. Lineage: Eukaryota; Metazoa; Chordata; Actinopteri; Beloniformes; Belonidae. Gene Ontology annotation, molecular function: peroxidase activity; haptoglobin binding; heme binding. The record is from RefSeq and is a predicted model, not a curated record. The transcript has 3 exons. Bases 1 to 432 code for a protein of 143 amino acids. Gene Ontology annotation, cellular component: haptoglobin-hemoglobin complex; hemoglobin complex; blood microparticle.